GACCUCAUUAAUCACAAAAACCCAGCAUUCCAAUUUCCCAAUUGUCUGUCACUCACUCUCACAGCAACUCAACACUUGGCAGAAACAUACAGAUCAAUUAAUCAAAUUGUACCAAUCUCUCUUCAUAAAGUAAAAGGACAGAGAGAUGGCCAGACUCAGCCGAGCAGCAGAAGAAGAAGAAGGUGACUUGUUACUGCCGGUGGGGUUCAGAUUUCGGCCCACAGAUGAAGAGCUGGUGAACUACUAUUUGAAGAAUAAGCUGGAGGGCAUGCAUUCCCAUGCCGAAAACAUCAUUGAUGAAAUUGAUAUCCUCAAGUUCGAGCCUUGGGAUUUACCUGACAAAUCGUUGAUAAAGUCGGACGAUGAGAAUUGGUUCUUCUUCUACAAAUACAAAAAGGGAAGUAGGGCCACAAAGGAAGGCUUUUGGAAGAUCACAAGCAAAGAUCGUGUGAUCAAGGCUCGCGACAACAGAACUGUCAUCGCCAAAAAGAGGAUUCUGACCUUUUACAUAGGUCGCGUUCGUGAGUCCACGAAGACCAACUGGGUCAUUCAUGAGUAUUAUAUCCCUGAUGAUGCCCAUCCCAAUGCUAAUAAGCAGAGGGACUUCGUUCUCUGUCGCUUAAAGAAAAAUGUGAAAAAAUCAGAUGAGAAUGCUGAUGUUGCAACCUGUGAUGAAGGUGAACCUAGUACUCACAAUGCAUCUGCUUUUGAAAAUCAACCAGUACAUAGCAUGGAGAGUCUAGAGGAAGAUAUUCAACAACGAGAAAAUCCGGACUACUUUGAGCGGACAAUGGAUCGUUGGCUUGCAAGUUCCCGUAGCAAUAAUGAUCACAAUGCGACAUUUGCAGAUAAUGACUCGGAGUCUGAAUUUGAAGAGGCCUUAAGAACGUUAAUCCCAAAACCAGUCCAUGCACGGGUGGUGGGUUUGCAAGGUCGUACAUAUACUUCAAGUCCGCCCAUGCGAGAUACAGAGGUUAUACUUCAUAACCAGUUAUCCAGACCGGCUGCUUCCCCUGUCCAUGUAGCACCUAAACCUCAGACGUCUGAGCUUCAACUACAGUCUGGCACAUCUGAAGGAACACACAGACCACAACCAAGAUCCAUCAAUGUCUUAAGGGAUACUUCCGCUGUCAAUGUAGAUGCAUUUAACGUUUCCAUUAAUUGUAUACAAUUAGCGACUGACGACGAAUAUUAUACAAAGGAAAGAACACGAAGAAGAAGAUAUCCACCAGUGGGCAAAUUGAGAGAAAUAAAACUACAGCAAAGCAAGGCCAAAGAACCUGAAGAACGUAGAACUUCUGUUGAUUUGCCCCAGAAGCAGAUCUCUAUAACAAAGUCUAGCAUAGACAGGAAGGUAGCUCAAGGCAAAAAUGCAGAAAAGGAUGUGGAGCAGACACAGAAUAGAACAACCCCCAGCAAUUGGAAGGGCUCCUUCAUUACCUGGCAAACAUUCCCUUUGACAAGUCCCCCAUCAGUCUACAUUUGCAACACGGUUCUAGGCGCGAUUUUGUUCUAUUUUUGUGUCCGGGAAGUAGUUUUAUAUGGGAAGUGGUGCUAAACUCACUGACCAAGAAAUACUUCAUUCUUGUUCUCUAUAUUCUAUAACGCAUUGAGUAAUGCCAGUCUUACUGGCUACUUUCCGUUUGCUAUAAAAGUAUGGGCUAAUGUCAGCCAUGGCCUUGCAGUGA
Prunus persica (peach) is the source of this 1688-nucleotide messenger RNA. Its product is annotated as NAC domain-containing protein 62. Gene Ontology annotation, molecular function: DNA binding. NCBI's taxonomy places the organism in Eukaryota, Viridiplantae, Streptophyta, Magnoliopsida, Rosales, Rosaceae. The record is from RefSeq and is a predicted model, not a curated record. The transcript has 6 exons. Gene Ontology annotation, biological process: regulation of DNA-templated transcription. The coding region runs from base 146 to 1558 and encodes 470 amino acids.